Molecule: messenger RNA, 3409 nt
Organism: Carcharodon carcharias (great white shark)
Lineage: Eukaryota; Metazoa; Chordata; Chondrichthyes; Lamniformes; Lamnidae
Gene: npy8br
Product: neuropeptide Y receptor Y8b
Exons: 4
Coding region: 597-1691 (364 amino acids)
Biological process (GO): G protein-coupled receptor signaling pathway
Cellular component (GO): neuron projection; plasma membrane
Molecular function (GO): neuropeptide Y receptor activity; neuropeptide binding
Source: RefSeq, a predicted model, not a curated record
UCACAGCCCAGUGGCAUCCUGCAUCUCAGCGCUGGAAAAAAAACUGUUGCUGCACAUUGAUUUUGCUUUAAUUACCUGCGAGCGAAAUCCCUUUAGAGCCCAGAGUCUGGGCUGCUUUUCUAACCUAUCACAGCACAUUGCGGAGUUGCACUCAGACGGAGGCUAGGGACUGCAGUAUAUUGCAAUGAGAAUGAAAUCCAUGCAGGAGAAAAAUCUCGGCAGCAGCUGAAGGAACUUUCCACUGGCUGCGAUCAGCAUGAACUGGAGGAGAGAAAAUAGCUCCCUGGUGGGAAAAGAGCAGAAGAAGGAGGCAUCAUCUUUAAAAUACAGGGGUUUUCAGAGAAUGAAGGUUACAGAGAUGCAAGAGAUAGCCAGCUAGCCAUUAAGGCGGAAUUGCUGGAAAUCUUACAAACACAGGGGAACCAGAUGGUGUGCAGAAAGCCAAGGGAAUACUGAGCGCUUCUACCCAGUUCAAAUCACGAUGGAGAAAGAUCAUGAGAUGGGUUGAAGGAGAUACCAUCUUUGUCCGACUAAAGCUCGCUCAGAACUUGAAUCUUGGGUAAUAGUGAGGCAAAGACUGGCCAGUCCGCUAAAGAAUGGAUCCGAACUUCACCCGUUCCAUGAAAUUUCAUCCCGCCUCCUGGCCCAACAUUUCACUGCUGGCAGAGCAGUUCCAGUUCUGCUCCGAGUCAGUGAGUAGCACCACCUUCCUCAUCGUGGCGUACAGUGCAGUGAUGGCAGUAGGUGUGAUCGGCAACAUGUGUCUGGUUCUGGUCAUCAUCAGGCAGAAGGAGAUGCGCAACGUGACCAACAUUCUGAUUGCCAAUCUGUCGUGUUCUGACAUCCUCAUCUCCACCAUAUGCCUACCGGUGACAGUGAUCUACACCAUGAUGGACCGUUGGAUUCUUGGGGCUGCACUUUGCAAGUUGACCCCAUUUGUUCAGUGCAUGUCUGUCACAGUGUCCAUUCUGUCCUUGGUCCUGAUUGCUUUGGAGAGACACCAACUAAUCAUCAACCCAACUGGCUGGAAGCCAACGGUGGGACAUGCAUACUUGGCAGUAGCUGUCAGUUGGCUGGUGGGAUGCUUCAUCUCCUUGCCCUUUGUGUCCUUCAACAUUUUGACCAGUGAGCCCUACGCAAAUGUCUCCUUUCUCCUGGACAUGUUCGAGGACCACGCAGCUUGUAUUGAGCGCUGGUCUUCAGAGCGACUGAAGCUGGCCUACACCACCUGCCUCUUGAUCUUCCAGUAUGGUUUGCCACUACUCCUGAUGCUGACCUGCUACUUCCGUAUCUUUCUGCGACUCCGAAGGCGCCGGGAGAUGGUGGACCGGGCAAGAGAUGGCAACCACAGGGUCAGCCACAGUCGGAAGAUCAAUGUCAUGUUGGCAUCCAUCGUCGCUGCCUUUGGCCUUUGCUGGCUGCCGCUCACCGUCUUCAACACAGUCUUUGAUUGGAACCAUGAGGCCAUCUCCAUCUGUCACCACAACCUGAUUUUCUCCCUCUGUCACCUGACAGCUAUGCUGUCCACUUGCGUCAACCCCGUCAUCUAUGGCUUCCUCAACAGCAAUUUCCAGAAGGAAGUGAAGGCCAUGCUGUACAGGUGUCGCUGUGGUGGGGCCUCAGACAGUUAUGAGAGUUUCCCUCUUUCCACGGUCAACACCGAGCUGUCAAAAGCUUCUGUGCGCCAUUAAUAAUGUCUAACCUCAGCUGCGUUGUGCCUUUGAGGAUCAUCUGACACUUGUCUCUCUUGCUGUUUCUACCCCCCAAUUCUCCCCUCAUGCCUGAUUUUGCUAUUGAUAUUUAUGUAGAUCUGUGUUAAUGUGGUAUAUCUCUUAAUGGCUGCCUGAUGCAGUCAUGGAUUACCUUGGUCGAUAGCCAAUGUCUUGAAAAUCUGCGUCUCCCGAAAUGCACCUUCAUAGUGAGGCAGAAGUGAGGGAGGGUAGUGAGAUACAGUGCAGUUGACCUGAGCCUAAUGUGACAUUGACAAUGAGUUUGGUUCCCAUUUGUGUUACCACGGUUGUGGACUCGUGGCUGGCUUGGGGCUGAGGUUGCUCUGUGGUUUGGGUUGCCUGUGUGGCUUAUUUGGGUCCUGGCUAUCCAGUCUGCUGAUAUCUGAUGGUCCUCAACAAUGAUUGCACUACUGAGCCAAAGCAAUGCCUCUGCUCGGAUUGAAGAUGCGGGUGGGAGGGGUGGGGGCCUUAGGGGUCAUGUUCCUGGCAUCUCAUGACGAUGCCAAAAUAAUGCCUGAAGCAUCUUUGCAGGCAGAGCAGAUCUUCAGGUUGGGUAAUGCUCAGUUUCAGGGUGAGAAUGCAGGAUUUGGACAAUGGAUGUAGUAUUUAUGAAUAGAACCUUGCACCGUUUUCCGAUUGUUAGUAAUUGUUUUGGAUUAUUUCACAAAACUGCCACGUAAAUGAAUUGGAUGCACUUUGCAACAUUGGAGUUGCUUCUUGCAAGUAGCAUUUUAUCAGCAAAUGGAACAUUUCAUUGAGCUUGAUUGGCCUAGUUUCUUGCUCUUCGGCUUGCCAGUUUCAUUUAAAUAAGCACACUUGGGGUUCAGUUGAUUUCCAAGCCUAUUUCUUUGUCACUGACCAUGCAAGGGAGUCUUCUCCUGUCAUGUGGGCUGAAACGUGGACCAGGGGAACUGAGGGAAGAGGGUUUUAAAUCCAUGCUCCAUGGUAAUGUGUGCAGGCGCUGCACAGUCAGAGAAGCCUGGCAGCAAGACUCAAUUACUCACUGCCUAUGUAACUGAGCCACAAGGGGAACUCUGAACAUAUAAAUUAAAAAAUUGGAUAACUGUAAAAGAACAAAUAGCAUCCAAAGGCUGGCUCUAAAAGUAGCCUGAGGACAAGACAAAGCUACUGAGGGCUGGGGAAACUGAAAAAGGAAUUCUGUAUUUUUAUUAUGUAUUUGCAUAAAAAUGCAUGAGAUUGUUUAAUAUAGACUCUGAUGUUGUGCUUCCAUAUUCUUCUGCCAAACUUUAGGGGCCAUAAAUCUUCAGCAGAGAAGCAGGGGUUAGGGAGGAGGGGGCAGGAUCUGGCACCAGCAAUCUGAGGUCUUUUGCUUCUGCAGGUCAGUGAAUAAGGCUGGGAGAAUAAUGUUUUGUGGGGACACACUCCUCAGCUGUAAAUCUACCCAUGUCGAUAUACUGCCCAUGAUAUAAACUGCCCUGAUUUUGUUUCUGCUAAAUUGAAUGUAAAAGAGAAUGGGCGGGGGUGUCAAUUUGUAAGGGUGGGUUUAUCCCCAUGGGCCAGCCUCAUCUGAACUUCUUCACUCUCUGUUCCAGUCGCUUUGUAAAUAUUUCAAAUUGCUUUCUGUUUUACCUCCAGAAAAAUGAUGUUUUGAUGUAUCUCAUUGAAUGUAUUGUUGGGGGCGAGAUAUUACCAUCAACUUCCCUAAUAAAAUUUAUAAG